This is a messenger RNA of Solanum tuberosum (potato), 1255 nucleotides long. Its product is annotated as homeobox-leucine zipper protein HAT5-like. Bases 233 to 1123 code for a protein of 296 amino acids. Gene Ontology annotation, biological process: positive regulation of DNA-templated transcription. The record is from RefSeq and is a predicted model, not a curated record. The transcript is spliced from 3 exons. Gene Ontology annotation, molecular function: DNA-binding transcription factor activity, RNA polymerase II-specific; sequence-specific DNA binding. NCBI's taxonomy places the organism in Eukaryota, Viridiplantae, Streptophyta, Magnoliopsida, Solanales, Solanaceae. Gene Ontology annotation, cellular component: nucleus.
UAGCUCUUCUUACCCUCAAAAAAUCUCCCUUCCAUAUUUUCCUCUAUAUUUUCUCUUUCUCUAUGCUGAGUUUUCAUCUUCCUUGUCUACUUCUACUUCUUUUUUUCAAUAUUAAUUGUGAUCCUCAUUUAUAGUACUUAUCACAACUUUCUUACUAACAAUUCAAUAGUCCAAUUUUUCACUUCUUGAUUCUCCUCUAAACUCCUAGUACCAAAAAAAUUUAGAAGAUAGUAUGGAGGUAGCAAGAGUUUAUGAAGGUUCUAACAAUUGCUUUAUACCUCCAAAUGAAAUUCUUCCUCCUACUUCUAAUUGGGUAUCUAACUCUUCCUCCAUUUUCCAUGGCUCUGUAUCCAUGGUAAAUUUCGACCAAGAUCAAGUACAAAAGUCUAAAAUGAGGUCAUUUUUAGUACAACUUGAUCAAGACGAUAAUAACAGCAACGAUGACAAUUACAAUUAUCACCAAAGUGAAAAGAAGAGACGAUUGUUACCAAAGCAAGUUGAGUUUCUUGAGAAAAGUUUCGAGGUAGAAAACAAGCUUGAACCUGAAAGGAAAGUACAAUUAGCUAAAGAAACUGGAUUGCAGCCUAGGCAAGUUGCUAUUUGGUUUCAAAAUCGACGUGCCCGGUGCAAGACUAAACAACUUGAGAAGAAUUAUGAUGUCCUUAAAGCUAGCUUUGAUAAACUAAAGACUCAAUAUGAUUGUCUCUUCAAAGAGAAUGAGAGCUUGAGAAAUGAGGUACAUUUACUCAAAGAUAAGUUGAUCAACAGCGUAAAAGGGAAGGAAACUUCAGAACCUAUUAAUCCACUUGAUCAUGUAGAACCUCAAAAUCCUUCUAUUGGAGUUGCUUCAAAUUUAGCAAUGGUGGUGUGCAAGCAAGAAGAUACAAAAAGUGAUGUUCUUGAUUCAGACAGCCCGCGUUUUACUGACGGCGAUUACACUUCAUUUUUGGAGCCUGCUGAUUCUUCAAAUGUAUUUCAGACAGAACACUCUGAUUUUUCUCAAGAAAAUGACACAUUAUGCUUCCCAAAACUUGAAGAAGAUCAUCAUCAUGAUGAUUUACCUGUUAAUUCUUGUCAUUUGGGUUUUCAAAUUGAGGAUCAAUCUUGGUUCUCACAUUAUUGAGUUUUCACUUCAAGAUCAUAUAAAGGGAAAUGAAGCCUUUGUGCUACAUUUCCUUUUUUAAUUUACACCAAUAAUAUGUUGUAUGUAUUGUAUAGGUCCAUUUGGAAUGAGAUGAAGAUCUUUGUUGAACCA